GCAGCUCUGUCCGGCCAGCGGCAGAGGGGAUGUCCUACUAACUUCCAACAACAAAAAAACAAAAACUUUCUAGAAACUUUCAAUCCAACAGAAACAAAUUACACUGACUGACUGACAAAGUGUCGCAACUCGUCUCACUCCUGCGUUAAUGAAACUUUUAGAAGUGUUUUUAUUCUUUUGAACUAAAACAGAGGCUGCACAUCCACUUUGAUAACUGUUGAAUGAGCCGCAAUUGCGUAGUUUCAUUCCGAUUUUUUGUCUUGAUUUUAAUUUGACGGUGAGAUAAAGGUGUUUCUUUAUCACUUAAAGACUCGUGAUGGCUGUCCUAUCACUAGCGUUACUACUCCUAGGAUUUGUAUUGACUUCAGCUGACAAGGCUGGUGACGUAGAUAACGAGGACCAGCUGAGAAGCCGUCUGAAGGAAUACGGCCUGGUCACUCCCUUCAGCACCGACUCUCGUGGACACUACCUGUCACACCUGCUCUCUGCCAAGCACAAGCAGCGUGUCAAAAGGGAGGUGUUUUCUUCUGGUGAAGUUGAUCAAAAACUUUUCUUCAACAUCUCCGCCUUCGGGAAGGAGUUCCACCUCCGUCUGCGCCCUAAUAACAGACUGGUGGCGCCGGGCGCGAUGGUGGAGUGGCACGACGAGAUCCAAGGCUUCGGGAACGUCAGUGCCGGUGACGAUGCCAGUAUGGGCGCCAACCAGACCGGAGCCACCAGCAGGGCAGAGAGGAUACUGCAACGUGAGCUGCUAAAAACAGACUGCACCUUCAUCGGUGACAUCACAGACGUUCCCGGGGCCUCGGUUGCCAUUAACAACUGUGACGGACUGGCUGGGAUGAUCCGCACCAACUCAGACGAGUACUUCAUUGAGCCGCUGGAAAGGGGGACUCAGGAGCUGGAGGACCAGGGACGGGUCCACGUGGUUUACCGCAGGUCGGCUCUGGUGCAGGCUCCCUCUGAUAUCUCUGUGGACUACCAGCUAAAAGAACCAGAGCUGGAUGUACCUGGGACCCUGGACACUGUAGCCCGGCAGGUCAAUGAGACGGUCCUCCGCCGUCGUCGCAGAGAUGCUGGACAAGACGACUACAACAUUGAAAUCCUGCUGGGAGUUGAUGACUCAGUGGUUCGGUUUCACGGCAAAGAGCACGUGCAGAAUUACCUCCUCACUCUUAUGAAUAUCGUGAAUGAGAUUUACCACGACGAGUCCCUGGAAGUCCACAUCAACGUGGUCCUGGUGAGGAUGAUCAUGCUGGGAUAUGCCAAGUCCAUCAGCCUCAUUGAAAGAGGCAACCCAUCAAGGAGCCUAGAGAAUGUGUGCCGCUGGGCAUUUGUGCAGCAGAAAGGCGACCCUGAUCACGCCGAGCACCACGACCACGCAAUAUUCCUCACUCGCCAAGGCUUCGGCCCCACGGGGAUGCAGGGUUAUGCUCCGGUCACAGGAAUGUGCCACCCAGUCCGAAGCUGCACCCUCAACCAUGAAGACGGCUUCUCCUCAGCCUUUGUUGUGGCUCACGAGACCGGACAUGUGUUGGGUAUGGAGCACGAUGGCCAAGGCAACCGCUGUGGGGACGAAACGGCGAUGGGAAGCGUGAUGGCUCCUCUGGUGCAGGCGGCCUUCCAUCGAUACCAUUGGUCCAUGUGCAGCGGACAGGAGCUGAAGAGAUAUAUCCACACGUACGACUGUCUCUUGGACGACCCCUUCAAACAUGAUUGGCCGCAGCUUCCUGAACUUCCUGGCAUCAACUACUCAAUGGAUGAGCAGUGUCGAUUUGACUUUGGAGUGGGCUAUAAGAUCUGCACUUCAUUUCGUACAUUUGACCCAUGUAAACAGCUAUGGUGCAGUCACCCGGACAACCCUUAUUUCUGCAAAACCAAAAAAGGGCCGCCUCUCGAUGGGACAGAAUGUGCUCCCGGAAAAUGGUGCUACAAAGGUCACUGCAUGUGGAAAAACCCAAAUCAGGUCAAACAAGAUGGUGCCUGGGGCUCCUGGAGCAAAUAUGGCUCUUGCUCGCGCUCCUGUGGAACUGGAGUUCGCUAUCGGACACGUCAGUGCAACAACCCAGCGCCCUCAAACGGUGGCCAGGACUGCCCUGGAGUGAACUACGAGUAUCAGCUGUGCAACACUGACGACUGCCCCAAGCACUUUGAAGAUUUCCGAGCCCAGCAGUGCCAGCUCCGCAACUCCCACUUUGAAUUCCAAAGUGCCAAACACCAUUGGCUGCCCUACGAGCAUCCCGACACAAACAAGAGAUGCCACUUGUACUGCCAGUCAAAGGAGACAGGAGACGUAGCGUACAUGAAGCAGCUGGUGCAUGAUGGGACAAGAUGCUCCUACAAAGAUGCCUACAGUGUGUGCGUGCGUGGAGAAUGUGUGAAAGUUGGCUGCGACAGAGAGAUUGGCUCCAACAAAGUUGACGACAAAUGUGGCGUCUGUGGUGGAGACAACUCCCACUGCCGCACAGUUAAAGGAACAUUCACCCGAACACCAAAGAAACCCGGUUACCUUAAGAUGUUUCUCAUUCCUCCUGGAGCUAGACAUGUCAUCAUCCAAGAACAUGAGGCCUCCCCUCAAAUUCUUGCAAUCAAGAACCAGGCAACAGGGCAUUACAUCCUCAAUGGGAAAGGAGAGGAGGUCCAGUCUAGAAGCUUUAUCGACUUGGGUGCGGAGUGGCACUACAUCAUCGAGGACGACGUGGAGACGCUUCACACUGACGGACCUCUGCAUGACCCCGUGGUGGUUCUGAUUAUACCCAAAGACAAUGAAACAAGAUCUACUUUGAUGUACAAGUACAUCAUCCAUGAAGAUUCAGUGCCUGUCAACAACAACAAUGUGAUCCAGGAGGACACAUAUGAGUGGGCUCUGAAGAGCUGGUCUCCAUGCUCUAAGCCUUGUGCCGGAGGGUUUCAGUACACCAAAUAUGGAUGUAGAAAGAAAGGAGACACUAAGAUGGUCCAUCGAGGCUACUGCGACGCCAGCAAGAAGCCAAAGCCUAUCCGCAGAAUGUGUAACCUUCAGGAUUGCACACAGCCUCAAUGGAUCUCAGAGGAAUGGGAGCAUUGCACCAAAACCUGCGGCAGCCUGGGCUUUCAAAUCCGAACCGUUCGCUGCGUGCAGUUAUUCCACGAGGGCACAAACCGCUCCGUUCACAGCAAGUACUGCAGCGGGGAGAAGCCAGAGAAUCGGAGGCCCUGUAACAGAGUCCCAUGUCCUGCCCAGUGGAGAACCGGAGCGUGGUCAGAGUGCUCUGUGACCUGUGGAGAGGGGAUGGAGAGGCGUCUGGUCACUUGCCGAAUUGGAGAUCAGUGUAACGGCGAAAAACCUGACAACGUGAGACCAUGCAGACCAGGACCCUGCCACGAUGAGCCAUGUAAUGGAGACAAAUCCAUCUUCUGCCAAAUGGAGGUCCUAGCGCGAUACUGCUCUAUUCCGGGCUACAACAAACUAUGCUGCGACUCCUGCAGCAAGCGCAGUGGAGCUUUGUCUCUUUUCUCCGAAGCAACUGAGAUGGAGGAGCAUGUCCGCUUCGGAUCCGCCUCCCAGCUGUUGGAGACAUUAACAGCCUCAGCCGUAGUCAACAGCACUCGCAGUGGUAAACACGGCUCAGGCAAAGGAUCCACCACAUUGGGCAAAGCUGCAAAGCAUGUCACCACCGCUCCCCCUCUAAAGAAAACCCUGUUGAAGAUCACCACUGCACCACGGCGGGUCCGACGACACAUGGGUCUCCCUGAUAGUAAGCUGCCCGCUAUCAGCACAUCUCCUCCAGGUAGUCCCACAGAUGGUCAAAGGUCAAGCAACUUGAAAGAUAGUCGGUGGCCUACUGCGUACUCUAAAGUGGAGAGAUGAAAGCGAUGCCCUUCCCCUUCAGAACUCUUAAUGUACAGCAGAUAAUCCAGCUUCAUCCUGAGUCUUCUCAUGCCAUAAAACACAACCAAGAGACAAACAAGGAGGGAGAGAAAGAAAAGUGCUGGUUCACUUUUUUGU
Messenger RNA from Etheostoma cragini (Arkansas darter), 3985 nucleotides. It is a transcript of the gene adamts3, whose product is annotated as ADAM metallopeptidase with thrombospondin type 1 motif, 3. Gene Ontology annotation, cellular component: extracellular matrix. The record is from RefSeq and is a predicted model, not a curated record. Bases 317 to 3847 code for a protein of 1176 amino acids. Lineage: Eukaryota; Metazoa; Chordata; Actinopteri; Perciformes; Percidae. The transcript is spliced from 22 exons. Gene Ontology annotation, molecular function: metalloendopeptidase activity. Gene Ontology annotation, biological process: extracellular matrix organization; proteolysis.